This is a messenger RNA of Momordica charantia (bitter melon), 1494 nucleotides long. The record is from RefSeq and is a predicted model, not a curated record. Lineage: Eukaryota; Viridiplantae; Streptophyta; Magnoliopsida; Cucurbitales; Cucurbitaceae.
GGGAGUUGGGGCAUUCUCUGAAAAUGGGCCGUUCCGGCCACGUGGGGAGGUUCUGAUCCGGAAUGAGCACAGUUGGAAUACAGAAGCGAAUAUGUUGUAUUUGGAGACGCCAGUGGGUGUUGGGUUUUCGUAUUCGACUGAUACCUCUUCCUAUGAGGCUGUGGAUGACAGAAUCACAGCAAGGGACAAUCUGGAGUUCUUGGAGAAAUGGUUUGCCAGAUUCCCACAUUACAAAAACAGAGCCUUGUUCAUUACUGGAGAAAGCUAUGCUGGUCAUUAUGUUCCCCAACUGGCAGAACUUAUGCUCCAAUCUAACCACACCUCUUUAAACCUUAGAGGCAUUGCUAUUGGUAAUCCUGUUCUAGAUUUCACUACCGACUUCAAUUCGAGGGCCGAGUUCCUUUGGUCGCACGGACUGAUAUCAGAUUCAACAUUUAAAAUGUUCACGUCGAUGUGUAACUACUCUCGGUAUGUGAGUGAGUACUAUAGGGGGUCUGUUUCACCCAUUUGCUCAAGGGUGAUGAGCCAAGUGAGCAAAGAAACCAGUAGAUUUGUUGACAAGUAUGAUGUUACUCUUGAUGUCUGCAUAUCGUCUGUGUUCUCACAGUCCAAAAUCCUCAACCCUCAACAAGUAACCGAGUCGGUCGAUGUCUGUGUGGAGGACGAGACGGUUAACUAUCUCAAUAGGCAAGAUGUACACAAGGAACUCCAUGCACGGCUUGUGGGAGUGCGACGAUGGGCUGUUUGCAGCAACAUUCUGGAUUAUAAGCUGCUGGACCUGGAGAUACCGACGAUUAACAUUGUUGGGAAACUGAUCAAAGCAGGAAUACAAGUGUUGGUCUACAGUGGGGAUCAAGAUUCUGUUAUUCCACUCACAGGAAGUAGAACUCUUGUUCAUAAACUAGCAAAACAGUUGAGACUAAAAACAACUGUGCCAUACAGAGUCUGGUUCGAGGGACAGCAGGUUGGUGGGUGGACUCAAGUUUAUGGCAACAUUCUUUCCUUCGCCACAAUCAGAGGGGCAUCACACGAGGCACCAUUUUCACAACCUGAAAGAUCACUGGUGUUGUUCAAGUCAUUUUUGCAAAGUCAGCCUCUGCCAGAAGCUUUCUGAAAGUGUCAAUGCAGUUUCGAGAAUUCAAGCCAAGCUGAGGUCAAAGAGUGAAGUUUGAUUGAUCCGAGAGUGAGAAGAUUGCUUUCCCUUCUUUAUCCCUCAAGUGUCACCACACUGGAGAGGAAGAUUUUUGUAAAGAUCACCAGUAAAAAAUGAGAAAAGUAUAUGGGGUAAAAAGAUCUCUUUUAUUGUUUUUGUCAUCUUUCAUGGAUUCUGUAGAGAAGAGAAGGUAUCUUAGGCAAAAUGAGAAGCUGCUGUUAACUUUGUGAGAGUAGAGUUUAAUUUGUUGUGAUGAGUCUCUCACAUAUUGUACAAGACUUCUGGGAAAGAAUUUUCAACAUAUGUAACUUAACUGUGAAUAGAGUGGGAUUGGAAUGGGA